UGCAUCUGAGCUUGUGCGUGUGUGCAUGUGUGUGUGAGAUUGUGUGCAAGUGUGUUAAUGCACACGCAUGUGCAUAUGUGAGUGCUUGUGUGUGUGCGUGUAAACUGGAUUUGAGUGCACGUUCAUGCACACACUCACACUUAUACACAUAUACGCUUACACACAAAUUAGCUCAUACUCGCACACAGUGCAUGAACGUGUGUGUGUGUGUGUGUGUGUUUCACUCUCUGACCUUUUUAUUCGCAAAGUAAAAUACAAGAUAAUGUACGGAUAAUAAUGAUAAUCUGAUAAUGAGCUGUGAAAUAUUAACACUGUCACGUUUCUCUUCAUGAGCUCUCCUAUCACCUCACAUUCCCUCCAGCUUAUCUACACCAGGCUUAUUGUAAUAAAUAAAAACAUAAAAACAUUUUAAGUUGGAGUAUUUAAGUAAAUAAACUUAGAUAUAUACUUAACAUCAUAAAAUAUCAGCACGUAUUAUAAUAUAUCAAUGACUAAAAUAAGAUUGAUUUGCACAAAGCGCAGUAUCUGAUCUCUAACACAUGCUGCAGUAACCUUUAUCAGCUCGUGAGAAACUUUGAGUUUGUACUUUCAUACUUCAUACAGAAGUCAUAGCACUCAUAUUAAUACACAGUUAAGCUAAGAUACACAACAACAUCCGUGUGUGUGUGUGUGUGUGUGUGUUAACAGCUAAUGUUCUGAAACACAGUCCAGAGUUCACACACACACACACACACACACACUCCUGCAGAGGGUCUGAGUCGGUGCUCAGUUUCUUCUGGCCGUCAUCAUGGACUUCAAGAGCAAGCAGAAGAAGAAGGUCCUUGUGAUCUCGGUGCUGCUGGCCGUGUGUGUGGUGGUGAUCAUUCUGGGUUUGGGUUUGGGUCUCGGUCUCCAGCUGCAGGACUGCAGGAAUAAAGAUGUGUCAGCAUCCUGCAGGAAUCGUUGCUAUGAGCCAUUGGAUGUGGAUUCAACAUCCUGUCGCUGUGACAGUCAGUGUUUGGAGACUCACAGCUGCUGCUUUGACUAUAAGGACAUCUGUCUGCUGCCCACUCAGAGCUGGGAGUGCAGUGCGCUUCGCUGUGGAGAGAGACGGCUGUCCGGCAGCAGGUGUCACUGUUCGGAGGACUGUAUGAGCGCCGGAGACUGCUGCUCCAACUACAAGAGCAUCUGUGAGGGAGACACAGAGUGGGUUCAGGAUGAGUGUGUGGACAUGAACACUGCCAAAUGCCCUGCCAGUUUUAAGAGGCAGCCGCUGCUGUUGGUCUCUCUGGACGGUUUGAGAGCUGAAUAUCUGCAGUCGUGGCAUGCAGUGGUUCCAGUGCUGGACAAGAUCAGACGCUGCGGUACGUCGGCACCCUUCAUGCAGGCCGUGUUCCCCAGUAAGACGUUCCCUAACCACUACUCCAUCGCCACAGGUCUGUACGCUGAGUCACACGGGCUGGUGGAUAAUAACAUGUACGACCCCGUGUUCAACGCUUCCUUCAGUCUGUCCAACAGUGAGAAAAACAAUCCCAGAUGGUACCAGGGACAACCGAUCUGGAACACAGCCAUGUAUCAGGGACUGAAGGCCGGAACGUUCUUCUGGCCGGGAUCUGAUGUGGCCAUAAACGGGAGUUUCCCAGAUAUCUACAUGAGUUAUGACGGGAAGGUCCCGUAUGAGGAGAGGGUCUUCAGUGUUCUGCGCUGGCUGCAGUUACCAGAGGAUAAACGGCCAGAUUUCUUCACAAUCUACCUGGAGGAGCCUGAUAGUUCAGGACACAGCUAUGGACCCGUCAGUGGAGGGCUGAUCUUGGCUCUGCAGGGAGUGGACAGAGUUAUCGGUCAGCUGAUGAAUGGCCUCAAACAACUCAACCUUCAUCAGUGUGUCAACAUCAUCAUCGUCGCCGAUCACGGUAUGGAGGAGACCAGCUGUGAGCGUAAAGAGGCUCUUCAGAAUAUUAUAGGUGAUGUCAAUCAUCUGUUCGUCAGUGAGGGGCCGUUUGGACGAAUCAGAGCUAAGGACACAACACACACCUUGGACGCAGCUGGACUUGUGGCAAACAUGUCGUGUAAGCGACCAGAGCAGCAGAUCAAGCCUUACCUGAAACAUCACCUGCCCAAACGUUUCCAUUACGCCAGCAACAGACGCAUCGAAGACGUCAGCGUCCUGGUGAACCCACGCUGGCUCUUUGAGAGAUAUCCUGGGUCUCUCACAUUCUGCUCAGGAGGUAAUCAUGGAUAUGAUAAUGACAUCUACAGCAUGCAGGCCUCGUUUCUCAGUUUAGGCCCAAAAUUCCCCUUUCAGACAGAAGUGGAGCCGUUUUCCAACAUUGAGCUGUACAACCUCAUGUGUGACUUGCUGGAAAUCACUCCGUUCCACAAUAACGGGACGCACGGGAGUCUGAACCACCUGCUGCGGACACCGGUUUACAGCCCCAGUCACCCGACAGAGCAGAGCGGCCCGGAGCAGUGUCCGAUCACCAGCCUGGAGCCCACACACACACUGGGCUGCAGCUGCACUGCAGUGAGUGAAAGUGACAUUAACGCACGUCUGAAUCUCACCGAUGCAGAAGUGGCCGAGAGCGAGAGGCGACACAUGUUGUUCGGCCGUCCGCGGGUUCUGCAGUCUGACGCUAAGUACUGUGUCCUGCACCAACACGGUUUCAUUACGGCCUACAGCACACGCACCCACACGCCCGUCUGGAGCUCCUUCACUCUCAACAAACAGGCUGAAAGCUCUCCGGUCGUCUCAGAUUGUCUUCGGGCAGACAUCAGGAUUCCAGCCAAUCAGAGCGCGACAUGUAACCAGUACAACAACGCUGGCAACAUCACACACGCCUUCCUGUUCCCACCCAAUCUGAACGGCACGUCUGAAGAUCAGUUUGACGCUCUGACACUUGGAAACACGGUCCCCGUCUUCCCACAGUUCAAGAGACUCUGGCAGUAUUUUCAGGAGGUUCUGCUGAUCAAAUACGCAUUUCAGUAUAACGGUAUUAACGUGGUUACCGGCCCAGUGUAUGACUACAACUUUGAUGGACACUUUGACUCUCCAGAGCAGAUCCAGGAGUUCGUUGCAGGCUCAUCUAUUCCUGUUCCCACUCAUUAUUUUGUGGUCCUGACCAGCUGUAAGAAUGACACACAGAUGGUGAACGAGUGUUCUGCUGAACUUCAGACGGUUUCCUUCCUGCUUCCACACAGGAGCGACAACAUGGAGAGCUGCGCUGACGAUCAGCCGGAGUCUCAGUGGGCGGAGCCUCUCCUGUGGAUGCACCAAUCACGAGUAAGAGAUGUGGAGUGGAUCAGUGGACUGGACUUUUUUCAAGACAGCAAGCGUCCAAUCGCUGAGCUCCUGAGUCUGAAGACCCGCCCCACCGCCGCCAUUCAUCCCAAAGCUUGAGUUUGUGUUAAUAUAUUUAUUUAAUCCUCUUUCCGUUUUGACCUAGAUGAGAAGCUUACAAAUUCAUAAAAACAAACAAAGUGUAGUUCUUAGAUGCAUUAAGAUUUAAAGUUUAAAGUUUAAGUUUAUGCCCCUAAAAUUAACUGAUUUUGUUUGGCAAAAUAUUUAAUAUUUAUGUUGUUCUGUUAGAGAUAAAUAUGUAGGUUUCAUAAAUGUUAUACUUAUAAAUCCAAAGGAAUUUCAUAAAAUUCCAUUCAUUCCAAUGGAGUUAAUGCUGGUAAUUCAUUAAAGAAAUUUCAUAAAACGAUAUAUUCAAAUAAAAUUUCUCAGCAAUAUUGAAAAAAUCAUAGUUUGUUUGGUGUGGUUCAUGUGUAAAUUUCAAAGAAUUUAAUUUUUUAAUUAAUAAAUACUUUCACUCAUUAAUAAGAAAUAUCUAAUCAGAUGUUGUUUUAGUUGCAAAAUUACUAAUUUUCAUAAAUUAACGAUUCUUGGGGUCCAAACGGAUAGUAUGUAGAUUCAGAAUGAGAAAUUGGAGGGUUAGUGAUGGUUUAGUAAAAAAGUAACUAAUUACAUUACUUAUUAACUUUUUAUGGAAAGUAAUGUGUUACUCUACUGUUGCGUUACUUUUGCGUUACUUUUUAAAUAUAAGCAGGGCUUGAUUGUUUUUAAUAUAAGUAGUUAUAUUUAUAACAAACACAUUAGUUAAUAAAAUGGGAUUAGAUACAUUUGUGUUCUUAAAAUAUAUUGUCAUAUAUUGUAAUAUAUUAUUUUCCCUUUUUAUUUUCUAAUAUAUUAUAUAUUUGAAUACAUUUAAUAAUAUAUUAAUGAUACAUAUAUUAUAUAAUAUAUUGCAAAAUAUACAAAUGAUUGCCGCUUUCAAUAUAUUGCAAUAUAUUGGAAAAAAUAAAUAUAUAUAAGAAUAUAUGCCUAAUAUAUUACAUGAUAUUUUCCAAUAUACUGCAAUAUAUUUUUGUUUCAUAAGGGACAUUUCACUGUUUUCAUUCAUUUUGAUGAAUACUAAAUCUGUUUUGUUGCGAGUGUGAUGAAUCAAUGCACAUUUACAUUUAAUCUAGAACUACAUCAUGUUCACACAACGCCUCUGUACUUCCGAUUUCUCCCAGUAUGGGGACAGGAGACUCCUCAGUCAAUAAACGGGAAAACAAAG
Molecule: messenger RNA, 4541 nt
Organism: Carassius gibelio (silver crucian carp)
Lineage: Eukaryota; Metazoa; Chordata; Actinopteri; Cypriniformes; Cyprinidae
Product: venom phosphodiesterase CdcPDE
Exons: 25
Coding region: 788-3376 (862 amino acids)
Biological process (GO): nucleoside triphosphate catabolic process
Molecular function (GO): nucleoside triphosphate diphosphatase activity; metal ion binding; nucleic acid binding
Source: RefSeq, a predicted model, not a curated record